Messenger RNA from Hibiscus syriacus, 864 nucleotides. RefSeq names its product putative oligosaccharyltransferase complex subunit CG9662. Bases 88 to 630 code for a protein of 180 amino acids. The transcript has a single exon. The record is from RefSeq and is a predicted model, not a curated record. Lineage: Eukaryota; Viridiplantae; Streptophyta; Magnoliopsida; Malvales; Malvaceae. Gene Ontology annotation, cellular component: oligosaccharyltransferase complex.
CUACCACUUUGUUUCAAACAGAUCAACAAACCCUAGAGAGGCACAGUGAUACACAGAUCGGAAGAAGGGACUAAAAACUGAGGGAAAAUGAGUCAAAAAAUAAGAACGGCUCCAAAACAAGAUUCUCAGUCCACCGGCACCAUCGCCGUCGCCGAUGCUUCAGCUCAAGUUUCAAUGGACCCAUUUUUCCACAUCCUGAAACUCGUCCCCUACUCUUUCCUCCGCCCUCCGCGCCUCCGCCUUAAGCUCCCCUCCUUCUCCCUUCCGUCGGCCAUGACCGUCUUUUCUCUCAUCCUCCUCACCUACUUUAUGGUGGUUUCGGGCUUCAUCUAUGAUGUCAUCGUGGAGCCCCCCGGAAUUGGCUCUACCCAAGACCCCGCCACCGGCGCAGUCCGACCUGUCGUCUUCCUUCCGGGCCGAGUCAACGGUCACUACAUCAUCGAAGGACUAUCCUCCGGGUUUAUGUUUGUGCUUGGUGGCAUUGGGAUCGUGCUCUUGGAUCUUGCCCUUGAUAAAAACAGGGCUAGGAGUAUCAAGGUUUCGUACUCCAUCGCGGGGAUCUCCUCCGUUGUUAUUGCUUAUGUCCCUGGUUAUCUUUACCAAUCAUUUGAGUUAAAACUAUUUUAUUAAAAAAAAUAAAAGAAUUAAAAACUAUUUAAAUUAAAAACUUAUUCGCAUCAAGAUCCCUGGUUAUCUUAGGUGAAAAUGUUACUUUAUUAGCUAUUAAUUAAGUCUUCUUCAGUUUAGUUGAACAAUUUUGAAUAAAAAGGACCAUCUCUUCACCUUGCUUUCUUUGGGUGUUUUUGCUUGUUGAAGAACCUGAAUUAUGUGAUGUAAAAUUUGCCUUUGGAUUCGAGUUUUAAA